GUGCCACUGUGCACAUAUUUCGAAAAAAACAUUGAUAUCAUGCGACCAACCGCAUCGGCAUGACGAGAAAACAUACGAGAUAACGAGAACCAAAGAAAUUGAGUAUUGCUACUAAAGAAACCUUCAAUGUGAAUUUGUAAGAGAUUCUACAGCACCUGGUUUUCUUCAUCGCCAAACCAUUUUAGUUUGUUUAUACCCAUAUUCCGAUAUCGCACACGCACACAAACAUAUACAGACAUACAGUCUGGCAUCUCUUUAUGCCUUUAACCUGGAGGUGUAAUGAGCUGAUUCGUUGAGCUAGCGUCUAUUGCAGGAUUGGGCUGUUCAAUUAUGUCGUCCAGUAGAAGCCAGGCUGAGAUUUGAAUGCGUAAAUGAUAUUCAAUGGAGUAUUUGGUGGGAAAGACACCCGCGGAUUAAAUUAAUUGAAUAUCUGGCAGCUGGGUUUGAUUUCGUGUUCAUCUUAGAGUUAAGAGUAAAAGUUUCUUUUUAAUUUGCGACUGAGGAAGGACCUUGUUCUUCUGAACGGCUUGCAGUUGAAGAGUUUAAGAUUUUUUUUCCCCAUAUGUAUAGAAAAAGAAGCUAAUAGGGGGAGCUGGAUUCAAGUGUGAGGUGUAAGAAGUUUGAUGCGCAAGUUUUCGUGUUAAAGGCACAUUCUCUGCUUCUUUAAUAGUUUAAUCAAGUGAGAGAUUUUUGUGCUGAAAGCUAACUCUUGGAUAAAAAGAUGGCCUCUGAGCUUGUUAGUUCUGCAACGAGUGAAAAACUUGAGGAAACAGACUGGGCGAAAAACAUUCAGAUUUGUGAGUUAGUUGCUCGUGAUCACAGUCAAGCUAAAGAUGUUAUUAAAGCAAUAAAGAAGCGCCUCGGGAAAAAGAACCCAACUACUCAAUUGUUGGCUGUGACGUUGCUGGAGAUGCUAAUGAACAACAUUGGAGAUCCUGUUCACAAGCAGGUUAUAGACAUAGGGGCUCUCCCAAUUCUUGUAAAGAUAGUAAAGAAAAAGUCAGAUGUACCUGUAAGGGAGAAGAUUUUUCUUCUUCUAGAUGCUGCACAGACUUCAGUUGGCGGGGCUUCUGGGAGAUUCCCUCAGUACUAUUCUGCGUACUAUGAGUUGGUGAAUGAAGGAGUGCAGUUUUCUCAAAGAUCAAAUACAGUCCCAAAAGAGCAUCACCCAUCAUCCAAUGAGGGCAGGGUUAACCUUUUUGAGACAAAACCACCUCAGCCAGAAAAGAGUGAUGUAAAAGAAGAACCUAAAAAAGUUUCCGAUUCAAGUAUUCUGCAGAAGGCCAGUGCAUCAAUGGAAGUCCUAAGAGAUGUCCUCGGUGCUGUUGGCACCCAACAUUCCGAGGGAGCAAGGGAUGAGUUCACACUUGAUCUUGUGGAGCAAUGCUCAUUUCAGAAGCAGAGAGUAAUGCAUCUUGCAAUGACGUCUCGGGAUGAAAAGGUUGUGUCUAAAGCAGUUGAGAUAAAUGAACAACUAGAUAUGGUGCUUAAAAGGCAUGAUGCUCUUGUUUCGGUUCAUCCAACCCAGAUUUCAUCUCAUGUUGACUAUGAACAAGUGGAGGUAGAGGACGCUGAGCAGCUUUCCCGAAGGAUGAGAAAAGGAAAAGCUCUCCUUCAACCUAAAGAUGAAGAACGGCCAUUGGGAAUGCUUGGAUCAUCCAUUCCAGGAAAAUUGCUUCACCGUCCACUCAUAAGGCCAAUCCCAUCUUUAGACCAGAAACAAGAGCGUGAUCCAGGGAAAGCAGCAGCUGCUGCUGCAAUUCCACCACCACCUGCAAAACAUGCCGAGAGGGAAAAGUUCUUUCAAGAAAACAAAUUAGACGGUUCUGCUUUAUCUGGUCACAUCAGACGUCUCUCCUUACAUAGUCGCACCGCCAGUAGCUCCCAUAGCAGCAGUGUUGAUUUUAGCGAUGACUGAGCAGUGAAUAGAGCACCCCUCAACGUGUGACUCUUUCACUUUCACAGUUUACUGGAACAUGCUAAGUAUGGAUUUGUGUAUAUUGUUGUCGGUUAUCAUUUUGGUUUGGCAUUUGAUGGAAAAGGAUGUUGCAUUGGAGUUAACAUUCAAGUUUCUCUUUUUGUUCAUGAUUCCCUGUUUGAGAGGAAUACAUGAAUGUUAUGAUGCCCUUUACCUGUACAAUGCACAUAUGACAAGUAGGAAUAAGUUUAAAUUACCUCAUAAUUUGUUUAAUAUGUAAUAAGACCUGGUUUAUCUCAAUACGCCUCACAUUAUAAAUACUAGUGAUCCAGUCUAAGGGAGUGUUUGCAA
Messenger RNA from Cuscuta epithymum, 2269 nucleotides. The record is from the annotation of a GenBank genome assembly. Lineage: Eukaryota; Viridiplantae; Streptophyta; Magnoliopsida; Solanales; Convolvulaceae.